AUGAACAUUCCUCCUUCGUUCCCUCUGCCACAGGCAUCAAACUAUCAAAGCGAUCCAGAAAAGAUGAAUACUGCCAUUUCUUACUUGGAAGUUAAAGCGAUGGAUGCCAAGAAAAUAGUAGAAGAAUUGUUGUAUAUGCUUGAUAUGCAAGAGAAAGUUCCCUGGCCUGAUAUGUUGGAUAAAUUUUCAUCAUUGGCUGCUGCAAUGUCACAGCUUCAGGGAGCUUUAAAGAAAAGUGCUAUUCAAUCAGGUCAUGAAGAUCACGGUGCACUUUUAAGAAGUCACGUGCUUGUACCACAACGAUUGCAGCUUGAGCCAGACCAGCAGCUUCAAGCGCUAACAUCUUACCGCGUUCAUUCCUGGAAUCACGAUGUUGUACCUGACUAUUUACGUACAAAGUUAAAUCCUGAAAUGGAAUCCGAGGAGAUGAUGCUAGAGCAGGACAAGAAUCAGAAAGGCCAAGAUGUGAUCAGCAAACAGAUAACUCAUUUGAAUAAGUACGUCGAUUUAUUGCUACAGAGUUUGCAUUCUUCAGAUCGAGCACACAAUGAAAACUUAGCCGACAAGCCAACAUUUAACAAGGACGAGACUAUUCGGCUAGUUCGCGCGACGAUGAAUUCGCUGAAGAAAAUGAGUGACAUGGUUGCUACCGAAACCCUCGGAGAAGAUGUCCCUGGACCGUCAAGUUCUCGAAGCGACUUUAUGGGAAUAACACUACAAGAGACACCAGUUUGUCAACACCCCGAAAACCGACUAAGCCGAAUAGAGUGUGUCCACCAAUCUCUCCAAGAGUUGUAUGAGGAAUGGGAAGAGAGGAAAAAGGCAUUUUUUGAAGUUAACUAUACAAAUCCGUCCCUUCUUUGCUCUUCGUCGUCAGAUCCCGUCAGUUGUGUUGAAUUAGGCGGCUCCGGAGAGAGACGACUCAUUACGGUUAUAUUGCCUUGGAUGCAAGUAACUGUUUGUUGUGGAUUCGACUAUAGUUUGAGCUCUUUAAAGACCGAUUUAUUUGAAAGUUUGAAGAGAAUGGCAGUGUCACAGUUCUCCAUGAAGCACACGGAUUACGUCUUUCGUGUAUUACGCAGAUCUACCUGUGAAAUUGAGGAACUCUACAAUGAAGAAAUACUACUAUCGAAGAUCGACUUUACGAAACCUUUUCCAAUGUUAUCUUUGUUCGAACCUGAAAGUUUUCGCCAUGAGCGUGACUUGGCUAACGUUAUAGGGCAAGCGCUAGGAUGUCCACUCGAUGAACUGGAAUCAAGGCUUACGGAUGAAUUGAAAGCUUGUCGUGCUGCAUUAUUCAACGAUACUUGUGCUGCUGUUGAUAGCAGAGGAAACGAAGGAUACAGCCACUAUGCAUUCCCAGAGGCAUUGGCUUUGGAUGUGGUUCAAGCUUGUCCACACUCACUCAUUGCAAAAAUAAAAUCUGCAAAUUUGACGUACCAAGUUUUCUUCCGAACAUUCGAAGACGAAAAGAUUGGUGUAGAUCAUGGAGCGGCGAAAGUAGUUGUGGACUUUGUGCCCGAUAUGACACCGACCUCGUUGGUCGCUAAGGUAGUUCGAGACUUGAAGCGUUCAGAACAUAUUAAGGUUGAGGAAGCUGAGAGCGAAUAUUUGCUUCAACUGGUUGGUCAGAAGAGUUUUUUGACGAAGUGCGACAAACUUUUGAUUACUUACAAUGAUGUGCGCUCCGCCUUCGAGAAUUACCGAAACCCGCGAUUCGUAUUGCGGAGAAAGGAAAUCGUACUAGUGGAUUACCCAAAGCCAAGACCUAUACACAAGCCGAACUACGUUCGGGCCGAAGAAAGCCGUCUUGCUAGCCAGAAUGCAAAGGGCAGUAGUACAACACCCGGUGUAACUGGGAAUGAAACUGGUGAAACGUGCAUCACGCUUUGGGACGUGGAUGAAAACCUCUCAAUGCGCCCAUUGAGUUGCAGUAACAUGGGCACUUCUGAUUUGGAUUCCCAGAUCAGCGUCGAAUUUAGCGUUUACUGCGGGAAAACUUCGUUGGUACACAAAGCUUCUGCUAAGGUACCUAGUCACAACCCUCGUUGGGUGGAGGGUAUGAUUCCGUUUGAUUUGUACAUGAAAGAUUUACCACCCGCAGCAGUUCUAACAGUUCAUUUAGUGGAAACUAAAGUCAAGAAGACAAAGUCAGAAGAUCGUGUUCUUGGUUGGGCUAAUAUUCGGCUAAUUGACUGGCGUGGAGAGUUGCUUCAAGGUGUUGUUACUUUAAAUCUAUGGGGUGGAGAGCCUCAAUAUCCUCCACAUGGUCGUGUUGGAAACAACGAUAACAAGCAAGGAUCAAACUGUCGUCUUAUAAUCGAGCUGGCGCGGUAUCGGGCGCCGAAAGUGCGCAUGCCAGAUAGCGCUCAGUUCGCACCUUUCGUUAAAUUCAUCCACUCAAUUCAGAAACCUCCCAAAGCGCUUUCUGAUGACAUCAGCGUCAGGAGAAUACUCAACACACUAAGGAAAAGACUGCUAGGUGGAGUUGUUUCGGCAGAAGAGGAACUUUUCGUCUGGAACCAGAGACAUUUCGUUUCGCAAAAUCUACCAGACGCAUUACUCAUCAUUGCCGAAGCGGGAGAGACGUGGAAAAAGCGAGAACAUUUCACAGAACUUUACGUGAUGCUCGAGAGUUGGGGCCGGCUAACAGUAGGGACAGCUCUGUGCAUUCUCGGAAAGAAGUGUAUGGAUCCUAUCGUUCGUCGCUUUGCUGUCAAUCAGCUAGAUACCUUGCUGGAUAACCAAACUUUUCCACUGUUUAUUCUACCAUUCAUACAAGCAUUAAAAUGCGAGGCUUGGUCGUACUCUCCGUUGUCAUGUUUGCUCCUGAAGAAAGCAUUGUGUGAUUAUCGCAUUGGCCAUAAGUUGUUUUGGCUACUCAGGGCAGAACUGGCCAACCUUAAAGAAUCCGACGGCAGCAUAACAGAGUUGUACAAACGUUUUGCCUUAAUAAUCGAGGCUUAUUUACGGGGAAAUGACGAACAUAUUCGCACAGUUGUUAAACAAGUUGAAAUGGUAGAUCUUCUCCAUAGGUUGAGCGUGUUCAUCAAGGGAUACAAGGAGAAAGACGCUGCAACUGAACGCCUUCGAGAGGAAUUAAGAAACAACUGCCCCAGUUUGGAAAGAAUCGAUUCGCCCCUUGACCCAAAUCACGCACUUGGUCAGCUGAGAAUCGACAAAUGUCGAGUGCUAGGCAGCGCAAAAAUGCCACUUCUUCUUUCUUGGCAGAAUCGUAGCCCGCUAUCGGAAUAUCAUUUACCCUCUUACGAGAUUAUCUUCAAGAAUGGAGAUGAUCUUCGUCAAGAUAUGUUGGUACUACAAGUUCUAGAAGUGAUGGACAGCAUUUGGAAGCGGAAUCAGCUGGACUGUUGCUUAAGUCCCUACCCUGUACUUCCAAUGGGGACGAAAUAUGGCAUGAUCGGUGUGGUUCCGAACUGCUCCACCAUUUUUGAAAUACAAUCCGAAGGUGGAAAAGUUGGUACAGCGGUUAAAUCGCUGGAAACUACAUUUAUCAAUCGAUAUAUCAAAAACCAUGCUGGAUCUACAAAAAAAUAUAUGGAAUGUGUGGAUCGAUUCUUAAUGUCAUGCGUUGGAUACUCUGUCGCUACCUUUAUUAUGGGCAUAAUGGAUCGUCAUAACGACAACAUAAUGAUGACCCACGACGGGAAGCUGUUCCACAUUGAUUUUGGUCACAUAUUAGGCCACGGCAAGACGAAAUUGGGCAUCAAGCGAGACCGUGUACCGUUUGUGCUCACAGAACAUUUUCUCUGUGUCAUUGGACAAGGGAGGCCAGUGUCAAAAGACAGCCACGAAGUUACAAAAUUUAAGAAAUUAUGUUGUGACGCUUACAUGAUGUUAUGGGAAGAACGGGAUCUUUUUCUCUCAUUGUUCACAGUGAUGCAAUCCAUGGAACUUCCCGAGCUGACAACGGAAGCUGAUUUAGAUCACUUGAAAAGUACACUACGAGUUGCUUUCCACAGUGGAAUGACUGCCGAAGCUAAGAACUUCUUUUCGGAGGUGUUCGACGAAGCUUUCAAUGGUUCAUGGGCAACGAAGACCAAUUGCCAAUCAGUGGGAGCACAAAGCAUCAAAUUUGUUGGAUUCAAUGUCCAACAUGCGAAGACUGGAAGCAUACCGAAUGUCAGCAACGACGUGUGCCCUCGCGACGGAGCAGAGUUGCAGAAAAGUGAUGUGUAA
Molecule: messenger RNA, 4200 nt
Organism: Necator americanus (New World hookworm)
Lineage: Eukaryota; Metazoa; Nematoda; Chromadorea; Rhabditida; Ancylostomatidae
Exons: 37
Coding region: 1-4200 (1399 amino acids)
Biological process (GO): phosphatidylinositol-mediated signaling; regulation of transcription by RNA polymerase II; phosphatidylinositol 3-kinase/protein kinase B signal transduction
Cellular component (GO): mediator complex; core mediator complex; plasma membrane
Molecular function (GO): 1-phosphatidylinositol-3-kinase activity; 1-phosphatidylinositol-4-phosphate 3-kinase activity; RNA polymerase II cis-regulatory region sequence-specific DNA binding
Source: RefSeq, a predicted model, not a curated record